CCGUCGUUUCCUGCAGUUGGGUCGGUAGGCAACUAGUGGGUGAUCAGUAGGCUAUUCUAGAAGACGUUACCAUACAGACAGACGUUGGCGCUCUCGACCACUCAACGGUGUUACCAUCAGAAAGGUGGAAUCAAUUGGUUAAAGGAUUCAUAUAAAGUAGUUGUAACGGUGAACGAACUGAAAAUGGGGAGAAAGAGGACAAGGCAUAUCAUAAUUCUCAGAGGACUCCCCGGAUCAGGAAAGACAGCUCGGGCAAGUGAGAUCGUGGAGAUGUAUGGGUCUGGAGAAGCCUUCAGCACAGACGACUACUUCAGGGUGAAUGGGAAGAUGGUUGGGUUCCACAAGAGAGACCUGCACAAUGCUCAUGUAUGGAACCGCAACAGAGUUCUUCAAGCCAUCAGAAGAAAAGUCCAUCCGAUCGUGAUUGACAACACCAAUCUGCGUAAAUGGGAGAUGUGGCCUUAUGUCCGAAUGGCGUUUCGCCGUGGCUACUGGAUCGAGUUUGAGGACAUCCCUGUCAUUCCAUUAGAGAUUCUCGACAGAUGGUGUCCUGAGAUUCCCAUGGAGAAAUUAGAGAGGAUGAGCGAAGGUUAUGAGCCCGUAAAGAAAAUAUGGGACGUCCUCUUUGACUAUGAGUCCAGAGGGAAGUGGAUGCCCAGCUCAGAGAGACUGCUUAACCACUGGUGAUCAGGAGACAUUUACAUUUGUGUGUGUGUGUGUGUGUGUGUGUGUGUGUGUGUGUGUGUGUGUGUGUGUGUGUGUGUGUGGAUUCGUUGUUGCUUCUAAUGUUGUGGGAACCUAAAAUCCCUGAAUUUCCCCACAAGGAUAGUAACACAAGGAAAAUUACAUUUCCCACAUCCCCAUGAGGACAAUGGCUAUUUUAAGCUUAGGGGUUAGGUUAAGGGUUAGAAUUAGGGUAACGGUAAGGGGUUAGUGGUUAGGUUUAAGGCUAGGGUUAAGGUAAAGGCUAGGUUUAGGGUAAGGAAAAUAGGAUUUUGAAUGAAAUUAAUUUUAGGUCCCCACGAGGAUAGAAGAACAUAACGUGAGUGUUUGUUACUAUCCUUGUGGGUACUGCAAAUCCCCCAAAGUCCCCACAAGGAUAGUAAAACAAGGAAAAUUCUCCCACAUGGGGACAUUUCCCACAAGGACAUUGGCUAUUUUAGGGUUAGGGGUUAGGUUUAGGGUGAGGGUUAGAGUGUGUGGGUUAGGGAUGUGUGUGUGUGUGUGUGUGUGUGUGUGUGUGUGUGUGUGUGUGUGUGUGUGUGUGUGUGUGUGUGUGUGUGUGUGUGUGUGUGUGUGUGUGUGUGUGUGGUGACUAUAGCUGUGAGAUGAUACAACUCAGGACACCACAAGGGGUCUGACCUCACACCCUAGUUCCCUUAUAGUCCCCUGGUACUUUGGUAAUGUCACCUAAAUGGUGCUGUUUGAAUUGUCACCGCGGUGUUUCUCCAGGUUGGAUAGAAUAUAUUCCUCAUGUCAGAACAUGAAGGACCCUGAGAUGGGACGUUUCUUUCACACAGAUUCAAUCCGUAUCGCAGAAGUUCAGUGCUAUAGACACAUAAAGCUUUUACCAGUCUCCUCGAACAUGGGAACAUUGUCUUUAAAUUUCAAUUGCGCUAUAGCUCUGACCUUUCAUGAUAUGUAUUGAAUCCAUAUCUACGUUUACAGAAAUACAGAAAUGAUCCCUUUAUGAUGCAAAAUGCAGCAUCAUAUCAUGUAAAAUGCCUCAUACGGGGAUGAUUAUUCUAUUUUGAAAGUUAAAUAUCUUGAAAACUUGAUUGCUGACUUGCAAAACAUUUUGGGACUAUGUUAACAAUUUACUAAUGAAACAAAUACCAAAAAUAAAACAUUUGGGUAGAGUUUUCCUUUAA
Salmo salar (Atlantic salmon) is the source of this 1871-nucleotide messenger RNA. RefSeq names its product NEDD4 binding protein 2 like 1. Lineage: Eukaryota; Metazoa; Chordata; Actinopteri; Salmoniformes; Salmonidae. The record is from RefSeq and is a predicted model, not a curated record.